This is a messenger RNA of Myxocyprinus asiaticus (Chinese sucker), 582 nucleotides long. Its product is annotated as kinesin-like protein KIF28P. NCBI's taxonomy places the organism in Eukaryota, Metazoa, Chordata, Actinopteri, Cypriniformes, Catostomidae. The transcript is spliced from 2 exons. The record is from RefSeq and is a predicted model, not a curated record. Bases 96 to 536 code for a protein of 146 amino acids.
ACAUUUAAUACCAUUACAUUCUGCAUUUAAGAAUUUUAAGACCUUUUAAGACUUAAGACCUGACCUGCAGAAACUGUGAAUAACUAGCAUAAAAAAUGCAAAGCACACAAAAGUGCACACAGAACACACCAGCAUUUAUUCUGGGCCAACAUUUACAGUGCACCUUAUUAUCUCUGCACCUCACAUGCUCAACGCAUAUUUUGGUAUUCUCCCUCAUUUCUGCCGCAGGUGUGGAGAAUAGCCGUGGUCGGCAGGAUAGAAGGGGUAGCCUUAGACCCAGCUGUGAUGCUGAGUUUGCCAAAGCCUUAAAAGUGUUCUACCACAGCAUGACCUCUGUUAGGGGGCAAUUACAGCGACUGCGCAGACACAAACCCAGUGAGGAAGCAGACCUGCUAGGUCUCAGAAUGUUUGUGGAUGAACAUGCUUAUCUCUUGAAGGACUUUGCUGAGCAGUUGGAACAGUGCGUCACUACUCUCAAACAAGAUGUGGCUGCCAUUGUACGUCGAAAGAGAGAAAAGUCUGGAAUUUGGUCCUAACAAUUCUCAAAUUAAUAUUUCUUCUCGACCUUAGAGGCAUAUGAGC